Molecule: messenger RNA, 1370 nt
Organism: Carcharodon carcharias (great white shark)
Lineage: Eukaryota; Metazoa; Chordata; Chondrichthyes; Lamniformes; Lamnidae
Product: H-2 class II histocompatibility antigen, A-U alpha chain-like
Exons: 5
Coding region: 415-1278 (287 amino acids)
Source: RefSeq, a predicted model, not a curated record
AAAAGAGGUGUGAGGAGUCCCCUGCCUGAGAUAGGGGGGUGGGGGGCUGGGAGUUAAAAAUAAAAUAUUACCCAACUUCAUCAGAACUGUGAGCUGCUUUGCGGUCAACCUCCUGUUUUGAGAAGAGUGGAACUGAUUUUGCAGGGAUCAGCACAGACAGCUGAGCUCACAGCGCUGACACGCGCUUGCUCUCUGACAAUUUAUUUACCCAGCCAUAAACAGAGAUGCUGGGGAUCUGCUGAGUAAAUGCAGGAGAGCAGAAGGCGUUCUCUUGCACACUCUUAACGUCACUGAGCUGUUUUGUGGCUUUUGCCAUUUGUAGUUGCAUCUGAGGAAGGAAUGAUUUGUUGAGAGUGAGAGAGGUAGAGAGAGAUAAGUCGUGAGCAGGAAAGAGCGACUUUAACUUGCUGGAACAUGGGCUAUCCAAGGCAAAAAAAUAAAGCUGGUUUUCUCUGCGCAUUGCUGUUAGCAUGGCUGCUGGGCUCCGCGAUAGAAUGUGAGCAAAGAGUGCGGGGGAUGAUUUUCAGCGUCUCUGACAGCCGGACCUCCAUUGUCACCUCGACCACUGAUGACAUGACCCUCGCCUACCAUAACAGCACCGAGUCCAACAGUGUGUUCCUUAUUGAGGCGCUGAAUGCGCUCCAUGCUGAGUCAAACAAUCUCAUCCAGAAAUACCAGAGCUAUCUGACAUUGAAUGAAAUCCUUCUCAACGAAAUGGCGAACCGCAUCCCGGAGGAACAAAACGACGACCCCAUAGUGUUGCUUUAUCCGGGUGAACCCUUCACCUUAGGGGGGAAGAACACCCUGAAUUGUUUUGUGAGUCAUCUGUUUCCGCCAGUGGCCCAUGUGUCCUUCCUGAAGAGCGAUCAGCCCCUAUCUGGGCAAGUGAGGUCCUCGCAGUUCACCUUCGACAACAGCUGGAUGUUUCAAAUCUUGAAAUAUGUGCAAAUUGAGCCUGCUGUCGGGGACAAGUAUUCGUGUGUGGUGGAGCUAGUCACCAAGGAGCAGUUCCGAGCCUACUGGGAGGCAACAGCGUCAGACAAUCAUAAAAACCCAGUACAGAUUGCAAUCUGCACAGUCGGCUUUGUGAUUGGUGCCCUGGGGAUGAUGACUGGCCUCUGCCUGAUUUUCUACAAGCAGGGAAAUGAGGUGGGGUCCAGGGAUCAGCAAACCAUACCUGCAGAGGAGCCACAGGACUCGAUGCUGAAUGGAGAAGGGGCACAAGAUGAAGGGACCCGUGUGGAUCGGAGUGAUCCAAACCAACCAGCAGAAUGUUGAGCCAAUCUGUGUCCUAAUCUGAUCUCACACACACACUCUUGUUCCUCAAAACUGUGUUCCCUUCAAAUAAAAAAUUACAUAAUUUCUGCAAA